AUAGCAACCAAAACCCAAGAAGUGCUCACCCUCGAAGGGGCCAAGAUCGCCGUUGCAGCCGCGGAGAAGAAGGCGAAGGAGAUUGAGGUUGAUAUGAAUAUCGCGGUUGUUGAUGCGUCGACACACUUACUACAUUUCUCGAGGAUGGAGGGGGCGAAGAUUACGAGUAUUAGCAUAGCAAUGGACAAAGCCUUCACAGCAGCGGGCCACCGUGUCGGUACACACAUGUACAAAGACGCCGUGUGGCCAGGCGGAGUGGCUUACGGACUCGGUAACACCAAUGGAGGCAGAUUUGCUACGUUUGGUGGAGGACUACCGAUUUUGAAUGCAAGGGGGGAGGUUAUUGGGGGGAUUGGCGCGAGUACGGGGACGCCGGCACAGGAUCAACAGGUUGUGCAGGCGGGGGUGGAUGCGUUGGAGGAGGUUUUGAGGAGAAGGGUGAAAGCGAAGUUGUAG
Molecule: messenger RNA, 456 nt
Organism: Hyaloscypha bicolor E
Lineage: Eukaryota; Fungi; Ascomycota; Leotiomycetes; Helotiales; Hyaloscyphaceae
Product: DUF336-domain-containing protein
Exons: 2
Source: RefSeq, a predicted model, not a curated record